Messenger RNA from Hemiscyllium ocellatum (epaulette shark), 522 nucleotides. Its product is annotated as E3 ubiquitin-protein ligase TRIM7-like. The annotation marks the transcript as partial. Gene Ontology annotation, molecular function: protein binding. NCBI's taxonomy places the organism in Eukaryota, Metazoa, Chordata, Chondrichthyes, Orectolobiformes, Hemiscylliidae. The transcript has 3 exons. The record is from RefSeq and is a predicted model, not a curated record.
AUGUCAUUCCCAGGGAAAAGGUCAUUGAGUCUGGAUCCAAAGACAGCAAACUUCAGCUUGACUCUGUCUCAUGACCUGAGAUCAGUAACAUGGACUGAACAGCAGCAGCCCUAUCCACCUCACCCAGAAAGAUUUAAACAUCAUCCCCAAGUCCUCUGCUCCCAGAGCUUCUCCUCAGGAUCCCAUUCCUGGGAUGUGGAGACUGCUGGUAAUAACUGGGGAAUGGGGAUUGUGUGCAGGAAUGCUAUCAGACAGGGACUAAAUGCAUAUCUUGGCAACAGCACUAAAUCAUGGUGUUUGAUCUUUUACGCUGGUACUUUUCUCAGAGCCUGUCACAACAACAAGCCCAUAUUCCUCCGAAAAUUUCCAUUAAAUAGCAGGGUCCGAGUCCAGUUGGACUAUGAGGCUGGGACUGUCUCAUUUCACCAGAUUACUGAAUCACUGACACAUUUACACACAUUUCAAACCACAUUCACUGAACCUGUGUUUCCAGCAUUUUGGAUCAGUUCUGGGACCUCUGCU